AAAAUUUAUUUAUUUUUCUCAUGAGUUCUUCACGUCAAAUUGUGCUUUCUAUUGAUCCUUUGUCAGAGGAAGCCGACUACACAGUUCAGUGGGUGGCCGAAAACUUUUUACGCAAAACGGACAACAUAUAUAUCUUUAUGGUCUUGGUUGUCGAGGAUGAUAAUGACGUAUCGGAUGAACUAGAGGCUGUGGUUUUUGAUGAUGGAACCCUGUCGGAUAUUCAGAAAGAGACUGCUGCCCAGAAUUCUUUGGCUAUGGCCAACAUAGUAAAGAGGUUGAACGCCAAAGGAUUCAAUAAUGUAUCAUACCGCAUUUACAAAGCAAUGGCUUCCAAAGCUUGUGAUACUCUGGUUCAGUACAUCGAUUCUCAGAAAACAGAUUGCCUUGUGAUGGGAAGUCGCAGUCUGUCGGGGUGGAAAAGAUUCUUCAUGGGAAGCUUUAGUGAUUAUGUCCAGUCUCAAGCCAAGUGUCCUGUUCUGAUUGUUAAAUGAUAAUGAUUUAUACAUUAUUUGCACAU
Molecule: messenger RNA, 517 nt
Organism: Phycomyces blakesleeanus NRRL 1555(-)
Lineage: Eukaryota; Fungi; Mucoromycota; Mucoromycetes; Mucorales; Phycomycetaceae
Exons: 4
Coding region: 21-491 (156 amino acids)
Source: RefSeq, a predicted model, not a curated record